Messenger RNA from Diuraphis noxia (Russian wheat aphid), 444 nucleotides. Its product is annotated as transcription factor HNF-4 homolog. Gene Ontology annotation, molecular function: RNA polymerase II cis-regulatory region sequence-specific DNA binding; nuclear steroid receptor activity; zinc ion binding. Gene Ontology annotation, biological process: regulation of DNA-templated transcription. Gene Ontology annotation, cellular component: nucleus. Lineage: Eukaryota; Metazoa; Arthropoda; Insecta; Hemiptera; Aphididae. The record is from RefSeq and is a predicted model, not a curated record.
CAGAAUCGGACCUGAACGGCAUGCCGGUGCACCGCGAGCAGACCUAUUUGCAGACCAUCGACACRCCGCAAGUACACUCGCCGCCCAUGACCAAUCAGAACCAGGCGUGCUCCAUCUGCGGCGACCGGGCGACUGGCAAACACUACGGGGCGGCGUCCUGUGACGGCUGCAAAGGAUUCUUCCGGAGGUCCGUCCGCAAGAGCCAUUUCUACUCGUGCAGAUUUUCGAGAAACUGCAUCGUCAACAAGGACAAGCGCAACCAGUGCCGAUACUGUCGUUUGCGGAAAUGCUUCAAAGCCGGGAUGCGAAAAGAAGCCGUGCAGAACGAACGCGACCGAAUCAACUGCAGACGACCCAGUUACGAAGAGCAACCUUGCGCCAGCGGUUUGUCCGUCACAUCCCUGUUGAACGCCGAAAUUUUGUCCCGCAGCGAAUCAGAUGCAA